AUGGAGGCUCCAGUAAGGUUCAGCAAUACCAUUACCAGGCAGAUUAUGCUGCCCACAAUGAGAAAAAAAGUUAUUCUCACGAACGUGCCAUUGAACAGAACACCCCAGCCUCGACAAGCAAAUGUUUAUGUGAUGCUGCCUUCACCAACAUAUACAAAGAGGAGGGCCGUUCGAAGAAAACCACAGAAGCUUUUUGCUAAAAGUUAUAGUGAUUGCCCAACUCCACUAUCUCCACCUCAAACAAUCAUGCUGUUUUACUCGGCCAUUAACGAAAAGAACAUGAAACAACUAGAUGGGAUGAUAGCCGAAGAUUGUUUUUUCGAUGAUUUCUCCUUUCCUAAACCAUUCCAAGGGAAAAAGGAGGUCAUGCGUUUUCUGGAACAACUUAUAAUGAGCAUGGGCCAAAAUAUGCAGUUCAACAUAGAGCAUAUAUGCGGAGGGGAAGAUAAUUCAGUUGGAGUAAAUUGGCACUUGGAUUGGAACAAGAUACAGGUCCCUUUCACCAGAGGAUGCAGCAAUUACUCACUAUCACUAAAAGUCGAUAAACUAGUGAUUGAGAAAGCUCAAACUCUCGUCGAGUCACCUAUCAAACUAGGAAUUGCAGCACUGACUAUCUUCAAGAUCGUGAGUUCAUUGUUUGAUGCAUUCCCAGCAGCUACAGAGUGGUUCUUAACAAGCCCACAUGUUAUGUUCCAACUACUACUAAAGGCAUUCAAACUAACCAUACAGCCCAUAAUAGGCCCUUUUUUAGCAUGGUACAUCAAACUACUAAACACAGGAGCUUGCAUUCUAAGCUUCACUCUCAAAAUACUCUACCACCUCUCGAAAAAUAUUCGCAACUAG
Molecule: messenger RNA, 843 nt
Organism: Striga hermonthica
Lineage: Eukaryota; Viridiplantae; Streptophyta; Magnoliopsida; Lamiales; Orobanchaceae
Source: the annotation of a GenBank genome assembly